Molecule: messenger RNA, 318 nt
Organism: Leishmania braziliensis MHOM/BR/75/M2904
Lineage: Eukaryota; Euglenozoa; Kinetoplastea; Trypanosomatida; Trypanosomatidae
Product: oxidoreductase-like protein (pseudogene)
Exons: 1
Coding region: 1-318 (105 amino acids)
Source: RefSeq, a predicted model, not a curated record
AUGACUGCUGCCGUUUCUAUCGGCGAGCUGUGCUGGCCAAAGCCGACAGACGUUGCCCUCGCCACUGCUGCCGGUGGCAGUAACAGAGGCAUCGCGGUGGAGCUUCUCCAGAAGCACGACUGCAAGCGUCUCGUGAGCACGUGCAGCACGCCAGAGAAAGCCAAAUUCCUUCACAGCAUCGGGUGCAACGAGGCCAUUCAUAAGAAACCUGAGGAGGGGUUGGUAGCUGAUAAGUGCCGAGUGGCUCCUAACGGCUUUGAUAUUGUGUACAAGAGUGGGGGUGGCACCCUGCAGCGGACGAUCCUCUGGUCUGCAUGA